AUGAUGAAAAUGAGUCCCACACCGCCCCCUCCCCCGGGUCUAGGCGGCCCCGCGGCCCCUGCUGCUGCUGCUGCUGCUGCCUUUCAGCCGCAGCAGCUGGCCUCCUUCGGGCCCGGCGACCUGGCCUCUGCCACGGCGCUGCUGCAGCAGUACCGCCUGGAGCUGCAGCAGCAGCAGCAGCUGCAGCAGCAGCAGCAGCAGCAGCAGGGAGGCGUCGCCUCCCCACUCAACCCACGCCCCUUCCAGCCAUUUCCCAGAGAGGCCCCCGCAGAAGAAAACCCCCCAGAAGCAGCAGCACUUAAGGGCCCCGACUUGAAGCUGCAGCUGCUGCUCGAAAGUGCUGCUGCUGCAGUGGUUGGCGGACGCCUCGACCUUUCCCUUCUUUCCUUCAAACAGAGGCUUGCCCUCGUGGACCUGGUGCACUACAAGCAGUGCCAGCUGCAGCAGCUGCUGCAGCACACGAACUUGCUGCUGCAGGAGCUGGAGAAGAGCCGCGAAGGCUACCUGGAGCUGCCGCGGCUGCUGCUGCUGUUCCCUGCAGCAAGAGCAGCAAUGGCAAAAGCUGCUUCUCCCCACAACUUGCCCCGGCCAGUUUCGGGGGCCCAUGCUGCUGCUCUGACUCCCCCGCUGCCGUGGCUGAGUCCUUUCGAGUCCAUAGCGGACGGGGCUGGCGGCGGGCACGGGGGCGGGGGCUCUUCGCGGGCAGCAGCAGCAGCAGCAGCAGCAGCAGCAGCAGCACGGGGCAGCCCCACAGCCACCUCGGAGUCGCUGCAUGCAGCAGAUCACGAAGCCGAUCCUCCUGAAGAAGAUCUUCUCGCUCAAGUUUCUCCAGCUUUCACCCGCAGCAACACGCGCUCCCGCACCACCCCUGCAGUCCGCGGCAGUCCCGAAACUUGGAUGGAAAAGGUCUGCGGGGGCGAGCAGGAGGCGUACAGCAGUUUGACGGAAAGCGAGUUGUUCAAAAGGUGCUUCAGCGUGGGGUCUUCGCUGGCAGAGGCGACGGCCACGACUGCAGCAGACACGCCCGGGGGGGGGGCCGAGGAAAGGGCCAGAGAGCCCAGCGAAGGCAACGUUUCGGGGCUUUCUGGGGAGUUCGCGCUGCUGCAAACGCAUGCGCAGCAGGGGGGGCCCCUGGGGGGGGAAGAGGCGGCGGAGGGGCCCCGGGGGGCCCCCGGGGCCCCCGAAGGCUCGCCGUUUCUGCAGCGAAACGUGCGGAGAACCACCACUUUGCCCAACGGGAGUUUGGCCGGCAAAGUGGUGCUGCUGGGGGCUGGCCGCGAGGCGGGGCUGCAGGCGCCGCCUGCUGCUGCUGCGCUGCAGGAGUUCGCUUCCCCGGCCAAGAGCGAGGCCUGGCCGCCGCCCGCUGCUGCUGCUGCUGCUGCUGCUGCUGCUGCUGCUGCUGCGGGCAGCAGGAGCAGCAGCGGCCGCUGCGUGCGGAUCGACGCGAAUGUGCUCGCCGCCGCCGCCUCCAUCCGCCAACACGAAUACACCAACCUCCUCGAGAGCAGCAGCAGCAGCAUGACAGCUCUCCUCGGGGACUUGAAGCUCCUCCAGGAGGCCUCAGCAACAGUGCAGGCAGCAGCUGCCGCGAGAAGCAUUCCCGGAGAAGACCCCAACGCCUUCUUCCAAAGAAACAACCGGCGAACCACCACUUUGCCCGGCACCAUGGCGAACGUGAAAAUCUGCGCAACCGAUGUGCAACGGGUACUGCACACGCGCGGCCGCUGCAAGCCGUGCGCGUUUUACUACAACAAGCGAAAGGGGUGCCGCAACGGCGCAGAAUGUGAAUUCUGUCAUCACGAAGAACAUUCGAAACUAACUUUAAAGCAGUGGAAGAAGCACCAGCAGCGCGCCCACAGAACGAGGCUGCUGGAAGACUGUGAAGGCGCAGAGGCCAGCGCCGUGGACUUUCAAGCGCCGGGAGUUUUGCUGGAAUCCGCCGACGGCGCAGCCAUUCCUGCAUUCGCCUCUGCCCAUGUAGCAGCAGCUUCUGAUGUACAGCACCCCAUAAUUCCCCGCCAAUAUGCGUUGAACACAGCAGGACUAAUGCCAGAGUCCCUAGCGCAUGUGCGAGAUAAACUCGCAGAACUCACUAACACGAACGAGGUGACGCUGCCUGAGGGCAGCUGA
This is a messenger RNA of Eimeria necatrix, 2130 nucleotides long. RefSeq lists its product as hypothetical. The coding region runs from base 1 to 2130 and encodes 709 amino acids. The transcript is spliced from 7 exons. Lineage: Eukaryota; Apicomplexa; Conoidasida; Eucoccidiorida; Eimeriidae. Gene Ontology annotation, molecular function: metal ion binding. The record is from RefSeq and is a predicted model, not a curated record.